Pseudozyma flocculosa PF-1 is the source of this 411-nucleotide messenger RNA. RefSeq lists its product as uncharacterized. Gene Ontology annotation, cellular component: mitochondrion; nucleus. The coding region runs from base 1 to 411 and encodes 136 amino acids. The transcript has 3 exons. Gene Ontology annotation, biological process: mitochondrion organization. The record is from RefSeq and is a predicted model, not a curated record. NCBI's taxonomy places the organism in Eukaryota, Fungi, Basidiomycota, Ustilaginomycetes, Ustilaginales, Ustilaginaceae.
AUGGCUGCCAACCGCCCCGCUGCCUACUCUGCGCCGCCGCCUGCUGCCGCUCAGCCGCAUGCCGCACCUCAGCAGCACGCCGCUGCGCCCGCUGCUCAGUCUGCUGGCCCUGGACUCUUCGGCCAGAUGGCAUCGACGGCAGCUGGUGUCGCUGUCGGCUCCACGGUCGGCCAUGGACUGUCCAACAUGCUCUUUGGCGGACGAUCCGAGCCCGCCGCCGAGGCCACCCAGGCUCCCCAGCCUGCCUUUGACCAGAGCCAGGCUUACUCGCAGCAGCAAAACGCCGGCGUCAACUGCGAGGUGCAGAGCCGUGACUUCAUCAAGUGCCUCGAGAGCACCAACGACAUGAACUCGUGCUCCUACUACCUCGAGCAGCUCAAGGCUUGCCAGGCUGCCGCGCGCCCUUACUGA